Pyricularia pennisetigena is the source of this 2349-nucleotide messenger RNA. RefSeq lists its product as uncharacterized. The record is from RefSeq and is a predicted model, not a curated record. Bases 1 to 2349 code for a protein of 782 amino acids. The transcript is spliced from 3 exons. NCBI's taxonomy places the organism in Eukaryota, Fungi, Ascomycota, Sordariomycetes, Magnaporthales, Pyriculariaceae.
AUGGAGUCGGACACAGACGUGGGCUCAUUGCCUAGCAAGCUUGGCCCUUUCAAGCUUGAUUCAAGGUCAUCUUCCAAAUGUGCGACAUCUGAGGACGAGAAAGCAGCAAACAAGGCUGCCAAGGGGUUUGACUGGCAGCCCAUAGAAAUGACCGCAUCAUCGACAUCAGGCCACAAGAUAACAAACGGCGAAGCCUCUAUGUCUAGUUCAAAACCUGCACCCGAACUGCUUUCGCGUGCCACCUAUCAGCCGGAAUCUGCACAACCGUUUAGCAUUAGCCAGCCAUCAGCCACCUGCAACGAACCCUCUAAAAGUCACUGUUUCCACGAGAGCCUAAACAAUGACAACAUUGUGAGUUUCCGAACAAUGGACCGGCGACAGGCUCCUCGAGGCGCAACAUCCUUGGGACCAAACUUCCGUCGCGAACAGCGUAUCACCCCUCCAUGUUCUCCGCAUCGUUCCAAGUCGACCCAUAGGACAGGUUCGACACCGACUCCGAUUCGCGGUGAUUUUAUCGAGGUUUCGAGUCCUGCCAAGAUCACAUCACCUCCUUCUCAGCCUGAUGAAGCUUCCUCCCAUGGAGUCACGCUACAUUUGAGCCUGACCGAAUCUCAAAUGGAUCGACUUACUGAAGUAAUCUCCCGCCCGGAUUCUCCCCACAAAGGAAGCCGUAGGGGCAGAGACGAGGGCGCCACCAAAGAAGGGCUUCACCGUUCUCACAUGCGUGCGUUCAGCGAGGACGAGAUAUUGACAACUCCACCCUUGGUGCGCUCCCAGAGAGACAUUCUAGACAAUCUGGCUAGAAAAAAUGCGAGCACACGGAGUCGAAGCCAGUUUAGAUACAAUGAGCAACAGGCGCCGAGCGCCAGGCAGCCGGGUAUAUCAGCUUCUUUCGCCGACCGCGCUGCGAAUUUAUGCUCACGAUCCCCUGUCAGGCAUUUCACUCGUACAGAAAAAGACAGGUAUACCGACGAUGGAUAUUCUCGAUACACAACCAGCUCCAUCGCCCAGCGUCGAGGUGUACCGCAUCCGCUGAUCGAUACCAUGACCGCUCAGCAACAGGGCAGUCCCUCGCAUCGCCAAACGCCGGUCGAGAUCUUGCGCAAUGAUGACAGCUCGGCGUACGACCGAUCUUGGCAGACGAUAACUCACACGAGUCGGGACGACUCUCCAUCGCGGGUGACUUUCCAAGAGCACCCGCCAUCUUCCAUCUACUCUGCUUUCGAUGAGGGUGAGUACGAUGAUGAUGGAUCAAUGACACACCUCACACCAUUACCUGAGCAGAAUGCUGCCGGAGCCAUGGCGGAAGCCGAUCUACUGCGUUCCCUCGCCGAGUACGAGACUCUUUAUAGCAGAAGCGGCCUCUCCCAGCCGCUAAAGGCGCAAAAGCCCGGCGACCCGAAAUUGCUGUCGAUCAAGACGGGCAUCGGCCAGAUUGAACACUACCCCCGCAUUUACUCCCCAUUGACGCCUUACAUCGAGAGCAUGGAAGACAAGAUACCCCGACGCAAAGUUCUCAUUGGUGAGCACGGCUGGCUGGAGCGCACGGGAGUUUCGACAGACGAUGGCCAGAGCAACGCAGGUGCGGCUCCUCAGCCGCAACCUCCAAAGAAGGGGAUCUUGGAGUCGCUGAAGAAGGUUGCCAAGGAGGUUGUGGAGCUUGCCGACAUGAAGGCAUCUGGUCGCGGGCCUCAUCGCCCCUCGAACAAGCGACCUCCUAACCGACUCGACAUAUCCCUCAACCCCCGCGAGCAGAGCCUCUUCUACUGCGAGCUCGAGUUCCUCAUGACGACGGCGCUCGACGGAUACCUGACGACCCAGUUCGAAACCGGACGGGUGCAGGCGGACAAGUUGAGCAAGGUCGCCGACGCCUGGCGACAGAAGGGACGGCCGGGCGUGGUGGGCUUUCGCUACGACCUGGAGACGCAGCUGGACAUUGUGCUGCUGCACCUGUACGAUUUCAAGUUCUACGGCACCGACUGCACCUCUCCUGCCGUGGUCACGGGCCUGCUUGAGAUGGUCAAGACCGACGCCCGCGCCAUGCGGGUGCGGACUUUCUGCCAGCCGGACCUGGUCAUGGCCAAGCAGCUGCUCGACGCACAGAAGCUCUUCAACAUCCUUGGCUGUCGCGAGCACCUGCAGCUUCAGCUACAUGAGGUGGUGCGCUUCUUCAAGCUGGUUAUGAACCCGGAUAAACACGCCCAUCCGGAGACGGCUGAUAGAGCCCGUGAUGACGGCUCGGGAAGCCCUGCCCGCGGCUCGCCGCGCGAUGCUGGUCGCUCCCGUGACCAGCAAAUGCGUUAUGGCGAUCGUAGAUGGCAGAGCCAGAGCCCUACCAGGAAACUAUGA